Triticum aestivum (bread wheat) is the source of this 931-nucleotide messenger RNA. RefSeq names its product DNA repair RAD52-like protein 2, chloroplastic. The coding region runs from base 38 to 604 and encodes 188 amino acids. Lineage: Eukaryota; Viridiplantae; Streptophyta; Magnoliopsida; Poales; Poaceae. The transcript has 4 exons. Gene Ontology annotation, molecular function: DNA binding. Gene Ontology annotation, biological process: double-strand break repair via homologous recombination. The record is from RefSeq and is a predicted model, not a curated record.
CCACCUACCUCGCCGUUCCCACCCUCCUCCGAUCCCCAUGGAAGCCACCGCCGCCUGCUCGGCCUCCCUCGCGCGGCCCCUCGCCUCCUCGCCGCUCCCCCACCGCCGUAGCCGAGUGUGCGUGGCCAUGGCGCCGGAGCGGCGUACGAGGGGGUUGGUGGCCGCGGCGGCCUCCACGGGCAACUACGUGGUGCCGCUGGACGCGGCGCCGUCGGGGAUCACGCGGCCGCUCGUGGAGAUCCUGCGCGACCUCAACAAGCGCGUCCCGGAGACCAUCGUCCUCCCCGCCUCCCGCCGCGCCUCCGCCUCCGCCCCCGCCAUCCCAUGGUACCAUGCCAACCGGAUGCUCAGCUUCUACGCCCCCGGCUGGUGUGGAGAGGUCCGUGAUGUUAUUUACAAUGACAAUGGGAAGGUGACCGUGGUGUACCGCGUCACAAUACGAGGGAUAGAUGGAGAGGUUCAUCGGGAGGCUGCUGGAACAGCUUCACUGAGCGAUGCACGGCUCGACGACCCCGUGGCGGCUGCAGAAGAGGCGGCGUUCUGCAAGGCUUGCGCAAGGUUCGGUUUUGGGCUGUACCUGUACCACGAAGACGAGGUGCUGUGAAGGACGAUAUCUCUUGUCUCACCCUAUCGACGUUCAAAAGGUCAGAUGCCAAGCUUGCCAGAGCUUGUAUGUACCGCUGCAAGAUAUCACCCUGCAUGUACCAUUCACGAUGAGCUGUAAAUAUGAGGCGUAUCUUGUUUACCUUUGUGUUUGUUGGCACAUGAGCUGUUGUAAUCUCUGUGCGAUAAGAGAGUGUCACUCGUUUCCUGAAGUAAUAAUUUCAGUUGCAUUUGGUAAAAUACAGCAUGACCCAGUUCGGUUGUUAGGAUUGAAACCAUUACUCGCAUCAGAAGAUUUGAACAACUUAUGUAAUGGAAACUCCUGAUC